AUGAAAUACAAGAAGGGAACAAAAGUGGAGGUGUUGGACAAGAGGGAAGUGCCGUGUGGUUCCUGGAGGCGUGCCGAGAUUGUAUCUGGCAAUGGACACACCUACCGUGUAAAGUACGACCCGUCUCCCCCAGGCACGGGUGAGCUCGUGGAAAGAGUUCCACGAAAGGUUAUUAGGCCCCGCCCUCUGUCGGCUCAAGACCCUGUUGACUUGGUCGCUGGUGAUAUCGUCGAGGUCCUUGAUAGCGCUUCCUGGAAGCUUUCGGAAGUGUUGAGUACAGUUGACCCAAAUUACUUCUAUGUUAGACUCCUGGGAUCUCUCCGGACUCUCAAGGUUCAAAGAUCUGAUCUCAGGCUACGACAGUGCUGGGCGGACAACAGAUGGGUUGCUAUUGGAAAGGUAUUUUGUUCGGCUCUCUCCUUUGACUUUGCAUUGUGCAGUAGUAGUAUGAUCAUUAACCAAGGUACAAGGUAGGCUACCCAAGGAGCGAUGCUAGAAGGCUUCUAGACUCUAACCACGCUGACCAAUAUGUGACAGGGGAAUGCUUUCAUUUCUUCUCCCUAUUUUAUCGUCCUCAAAUAUAAUUCGAUCUGAUAUCUUUCCAUCUUGUUUCAGGAUGUGAGAAAUUCUGACGAUGAAGAGCUGAUGAAGCAAGGGUUCUGUCUGAUGGUGAACUGCCAAAAAGGCGAAGGAUCCACGAAAGAGCAAAACUUUGAGAAAAGUUGUGGUAUUGAAGUGCCCUCAAGAGGCAAGAAGAGAGGAUUCCGAUACUGCUCUUCUAUCCCCAAGUCACUUCAUAGAGAUCGCAAGAGGCUAAAGGCAGUUGACAAAGUGGGUAGUCACCGGCAGCUUGUUGUCAACCAGUGCCAUUCACAGCAAAAGGUAGAUGCUGCUGUUUUCCCACAGAAAAUGCCGGGUGACAGAUAUAUGCCUACCUUCUUAACCAGCAGGACUGGUAUUUCUGUGAUGGACAUGGAUGAAGUAAAAUCGAGUGAGGAUGUGGGUUUUUGUUUUACCAGAUGCCUAGAGCCUACUGAUGCAUCUACUUGUAGUUCUAGCGGUAGCAAUGAUCUGGAUUUGCUUUACCGGUAUCUUUCAACGGGAUCCGGUUUAGAUAGGGAUGAUCUCUCAGAUGACGCCAACUCUUCCUGUUGGUCAAAGCUCGGGGCAACAAAGUCAAUUUCAACAAAGGGGGAUGCGGCUGAAAGAAUUCAUAAGCUAGAGCUCUAUGCAUAUCGUACCACCAUGGAGGCAUUGUACUCUUCUGGUUCCAUAACUUGGGAACAGGAAGAGUUGAUGACUAACCUACGACUUGAGCUCCACAUAUCUAAUGACGAACAUUUAUCAGAACUAAGAUACUUAUCAUCUUCCAAGUCAGAUCUUCCCUGUCAGACAGAUCCUAUGCCACAGUCAUUGUAG
Messenger RNA from Spirodela intermedia, 1419 nucleotides. The record is from the annotation of a GenBank genome assembly. Lineage: Eukaryota; Viridiplantae; Streptophyta; Magnoliopsida; Alismatales; Araceae.